Molecule: messenger RNA, 1881 nt
Organism: Canariomyces notabilis
Lineage: Eukaryota; Fungi; Ascomycota; Sordariomycetes; Sordariales; Chaetomiaceae
Product: Pkinase-domain-containing protein
Exons: 5
Coding region: 355-1596 (413 amino acids)
Biological process (GO): protein phosphorylation; intracellular signal transduction
Cellular component (GO): cytoplasm; nucleus
Molecular function (GO): MAP kinase activity; ATP binding
Source: RefSeq, a predicted model, not a curated record
CCGCCCUCCAGCCGCAGAUUCAAGGUUAAGGGCUUGGAUCUGUAAGUUGUUAAAUACAUAUCUACCUAUCACGCAGCUUGUUUUUGUUUGCCGCAGUUGCUUCAUCUGUGCCAAACAGCCGCGCACCCUCUUUUUUGUGCUGGUGCUUGUCUUAUUCAUCAUUGCUGUGCCCUUCGAGUAGAUCACUUAAAUAGUGAGGCUGCCUGCCCGUUUCAGCUUUGUGCUGCUGCGCUGCGUUUCGAGCUUCUUAUCUGCCCCUCCUUUGACCCGCUUCCCCAACUUCAGCCCAGGACCAGGCAGGACGCCAACCCAUCGCCAGACACUAGGAUCGAGAGACACCCAAGGACUUCCGCCAUGUCUGAUCUCCAAGGCCGCAAGAUCUUCAAGGUCUUCAACCAAGACUUCAUCGUCGACGAGCGAUAUACCGUGACCAAGGAGCUUGGACAGGGAGCUUAUGGCAUUGUCUGUGCCGCCGUCAAUAACCAUACCAACGAAGGUGUCGCCAUCAAGAAGGUCACCAAUGUCUUUAGCAAGAAGAUCCUGGCCAAGCGUGCCUUGCGCGAGAUCAAGCUGCUGCAACACUUCAGGGGACACCGCAACAUAACCUGCCUGUACGACAUGGAUAUUCCUAGGCCGGACAACUUCAACGAGACAUAUCUUUACGAAGAGCUGAUGGAAUGCGAUCUCGCGGCCAUCAUUCGGUCCGGCCAGCCCCUCACCGAUGCCCAUUUCCAGUCCUUCAUCUACCAGAUCCUCUGCGGUCUCAAGUACAUCCACUCGGCGAAUGUGCUGCACCGCGAUCUCAAGCCCGGCAACCUCCUGGUCAACGCCGAUUGUGAGCUGAAGAUUGCCGAUUUCGGCCUCGCGCGGGGCUUCUCGAUCGAUCCCGAGGAAAAUGCAGGGUACAUGACCGAGUACGUCGCGACGAGGUGGUACCGCGCGCCCGAAAUCAUGCUCAGCUUCCAGAACUACACGAAAGCGAUCGACGUCUGGUCCGUGGGCUGCAUUCUUGCCGAGCUACUCGGCGGGCGCCCAUUCUUCAAGGGCCGCGACUACGUCGACCAGCUGAACCAGAUCCUGCACAUCCUGGGCACGCCCAACGAGGAGACGUUGUCCCGCAUCGGCUCGCCUAGAGCGCAGGAGUACGUGCGGAACCUGCCUUUCAUGGCCAAGAAGUCCUUCCCGUCGCUCUUCCCCAACGCCAACCCGGACGCGCUCGACCUGCUCGACCGCAUGCUGGCAUUUGACCCCUCGCGGCGCAUCAGCGUCGAGGCCGCCCUCGAGCACCCGUACCUGGCCAUCUGGCACGACGCCAGCGACGAGCCCGACUGCCCGACCACCUUCAACUUUGAGUUUGAGGUGGUCGAGGACAUUGACGAGAUGCGCAAGAUGAUCCUCGACGAGGUCUUCCGCUUCCGCCAGCUCGUCCGCACCCAACCUGGCCAAAACCCCGGCCAAUUCGGCGCCCCCGCCCCCGCCGCCCCCGUCCCCGUUCCCGCCGCCAACAACCCACACCAGUGGACCGCCGAGGACCCCCGCCCAGAGGAAUACGGCCACCAGAUGCAGGGCUUGGAGGCCGAGCUCGGAGGCAGAUAAGGAAUCGCCCCUGAGGAGGAGGUUGCGGGUAGCCGAGGAGGGGGAGCGCUGAGGUUGGCUGGGAAGGGAGAGGGAUUGGAGCUCAGGCUGGGCAUCACCCGCAAGCGGAGAAGGUGGCUGCGCUUGGAGAGGGCGUGGAACGAGUCGAAAUGGCGGGUUUACGCCCAGCUUUGUAGAGCCUUCUCGCGCUGGAAGGGUGAUUGUGAGGAGAAACCUGGUUACGGUGGUGAUGGUAGUGGCGAGGGCAACGGCGGCGGUGCGGGGCUAGGUGGGUAUGCGGAUGAG